AUGGUUCCCUUCGUGCGUCAGGAGACACUCCCGAAGAUCUCCACAGAAGGAGGCAGGACCAGCCGCUUCCCCAAGCCUGAGCUCGAGAUCUCCUUCAGCCCAUGCAGCCCAACAGGAUGGCCUGGAAACGCCAGGGAGGGGCUGUGGUCAACGUCAAAAUCACCCCGCAAGAGGAAGAGCUCUGAGAUCGACAAGAAGAUCGGAUGGCGCAGUCCAGCUAAAAGGAGAGCAACGCAUGAGCUCCUCUCUCAGGAUGAGGUGCACAAGGAGAACCAUAGAAACCCCAGGACCAGACUGGCUCCUAAACUGGCUGUGCAUCAAGAGGUGCCAUCUCCGGCCAGGGGCAGUAAAGACCAGGGAUCCAUAAGGCCCCAGGACUCCCAGUCCAGCUUGCAUAGCAGGAAAGAAGGAACGAUGCAGAAGAUCGGAGUCUUCGGUAGCAAAGCUAAAAAGAUAAUGGGAUUGGUGAGCGGGAAAUCCCCAGAGACGGAGUCGUCCAUGAGCUUUAGACCCAUGAAGUCCAAGUGGAAGCUGUACAGACCAGAGAUCUCUUCCGCGAUAGACGUCUCCUCCCACCCGAUCAUCAGUAGAGUUCCAGACGAGAAAGAGAGUGACCAUCUCAUCGUCAAGGGAGAACUCUGGACUGAAGUCAAAGACGCUGCUCUUUAUGGUACAGGGAAAUGAAUGAAUAGAUUUUUUUGAAUGAAGGACAUCUUGAAGUUUACUUUAUUGUUAAGGACGUUUUUUUUUUUUUCAGAAGACGUGUAUUUUCUGAAAUCACUUCCUCUUCCUAUUAGCUGCCUGUUUUCUUUCAUAUAGUCUUCAUUUAUCACUUCAUUCUAUUGUAUUUCUGCGUAUUUAACGUUGCACAUGAUUAUUUCUCUCCAUUCUGUGCUAUGUAUAACAUGAUUUAACAGAAUAUAAUCAAGUAUUUUUAU
Oncorhynchus masou masou (cherry salmon) is the source of this 938-nucleotide messenger RNA. Its product is annotated as kinesin-like protein KIF20B. The transcript is spliced from 7 exons. The record is from RefSeq and is a predicted model, not a curated record. NCBI's taxonomy places the organism in Eukaryota, Metazoa, Chordata, Actinopteri, Salmoniformes, Salmonidae. The coding region runs from base 1 to 684 and encodes 227 amino acids.